Umbelopsis ramanniana AG is the source of this 1475-nucleotide messenger RNA. RefSeq lists its product as uncharacterized. The record is from RefSeq and is a predicted model, not a curated record. Gene Ontology annotation, cellular component: membrane. Bases 112 to 1302 code for a protein of 396 amino acids. Gene Ontology annotation, biological process: phospholipid biosynthetic process. Gene Ontology annotation, molecular function: phosphotransferase activity, for other substituted phosphate groups. The transcript is spliced from 8 exons. NCBI's taxonomy places the organism in Eukaryota, Fungi, Mucoromycota, Umbelopsidomycetes, Umbelopsidales, Umbelopsidaceae.
GUACUGUUUUGCUUUACCAUUUCAAAGCAGUAUGAACGAUCAAAGCCCUCAACAAAUUUUUGAAAGUUUCCCUUUGCUAGCACAGUACGUGUUUCUUUUGCCUCGGGAGCAAUGCCUUACAUUUCACCAAAAUAUAGAUCGAACUUGAGCAAAUACAAGUACAGUGGUACGGACAAGAGUUUACUGUCGCGUUAUGUACUCAAUCCAUUCUGGAACCGUCUUGUCAAGGUGUUCCCAUUAUGGGUGGCUCCUAAUUUGAUCACGAUGUCUGGACUAUUGUGUGUGAUGCUCAACUUGGCUACUCUUCUGUACUAUUCGCCUGAUUUGGGUACAUGUCCUAACUGGUGCUAUUACUCUUUCGCUGUCGGUCUGUUUGUCUAUCAAUCUCUUGAUGCCAUCGAUGGAAAGCAAGCUAGACGCACGGGUACAUCUGGUCCUUUGGGCGAACUGUUUGAUCACGGUUGCGAUGCUUUAAACACAACUAUCGAAUUUCUUUUGGUUACCUCGUCUCUUCAUUAUGGACAAAGCUGGCUGACCGUUUUGUCAUUGGCUUCCAGCUUGGGAGCUUUUUACCUAUCAACCUGGGAAGAGUACCAUACUGGCACUUUGUACUUGAGUUACUUUAGCGGACCAGUUGAGGGCAUCAUCAUGCUUGUCUUUAUUCAUACGAUUAGUGGUAUCUUUGGACCUGAAUUUUGGCUUUUGAAAUUCGGUGACUUGUAUAGCAAAUUAUACGACAUUGUGCCUCUAGCUGCCAACCUUCGUCUCAAUGAAGGUUUUGCUGCCUUUGCCGGUGUAGGUCUCAUAUUCAACAUUCUCGCUGGAUUCCAUAAUGUCUAUCUGGCUGCAAGAAGCAAGGGAAAGCCUGUUCUUCCUGCUCUACUUGGAUUUGCUCCUUUCGUUGCGGCAUGUGGUAUUGCUUACCUUUGGCUCCAAGCUUCUCCUUCCAUUGUGACCGAGCACUUUUUACCUUUUGCUCUGUACAUUGGUGCUUCAUUUGGAUACCAAGUUGGUCUCAUCAUCACUGCUCAUCUUACUAAGGCUCCAUUCCCUUACUUUAACCUCAUGUUGAUUCCUCUUGCUAUCGGAUGCAUCAAUGCUAAUCUGCCUGCUAUUGCUGGAAUUGAACCUUUCUUUCAAGGCAAGAAGGAAUUGCCCUAUUUAUGGUCAUGCUUCGCGUUCUCUAUUCUAGUGUACGCUCAUUUCGCUAUUUCUGUCAUCAACGAACUCUGUGACUUCUUUGAUAUCUGGUGCUUGACCAUUAAGCAUAAGAAGAAGGGUGACCAGACCAAGAAGGAUUAGACGAGCUUCUUUUCGGUGUUUCUUUCCCCACCAUGUUAUUAUACGCCAGUCAUUUCCAUGUUACAUAAUGAAACAAAGAUUAUAAUUGUUUUUUUCUUCAAGUGCUUGUUAUUUAUUAUCAUUGGUUUUUGCAUAUAGGUAAGCUACCAAAUUCUAUGUACAAAAGACCAUCC